Molecule: messenger RNA, 2850 nt
Organism: Halichondria panicea
Lineage: Eukaryota; Metazoa; Porifera; Demospongiae; Suberitida; Halichondriidae
Product: golgin subfamily A member 2-like
Exons: 12
Coding region: 194-2815 (873 amino acids)
Biological process (GO): Golgi organization
Cellular component (GO): cis-Golgi network; Golgi cisterna membrane; Golgi apparatus
Source: RefSeq, a predicted model, not a curated record
UAGCAGUCUAAAUUAACGAAAAACAGAGUUGAAGCAUGGAAAAACAAUAUUGAAAAGAAUAAAGCCACAGGGAAGGUCAGGAGGUGUGUCAGUCUCUAGGAUCUAGGAGAGAGAUUUGUAUGGAGGAAAGAAACAUUAACAAUAGGCAGAGCUAAACUUUUAAACAAGUCCACACGAUUGAUUGGCUAGAGCAAUGUCAUCCUCGGCUCAAGGUCUCAGAGAACUGACCAAUGAGAUAUCCAGCCUCCUCUCAGAGGGGGGGAUUAGAUUAGCCCCUCAGCAUAAUGGCAGGGACUCUCCUCCGUCGUUUGGUUACCAUAGCUACAACAUCCCUACUCUUGUCCCACCAUCAGACACCAAACACGCUACAAGUAGUCCACUACUAUCAACCAGUGGAGUAUCGCUGAGUCAGCACAACUCACUACCGUCUACCUCAUCUGGGACAAGUCUGUCCAUAGAUACAGCCAAAGAAAACAGUUUUACAGUGAAUCCUAACGAACAAGGGCAGGGGCAAUCUCCACUAACUAACGAGCAGGGGCUGGGGCAAUCUCCCCUGAAUAACGAGCAGGGGCUGGGGCAAUCUCCCCUCAUUGCUAGACCAUUGUUUGCAGUGAAUGGUGGUAGUCCACUUUCCUCACGCAGUCAGAGUCGGUCCAGCCUCCUUCAGUUGCCAGGGGAUACGGUUAGUGACGAAACUAGGGCACAGAUAAAGGCUCACGCUCAGACGAUAGACAUACUAGUAGAUGAGAAGGCCACACUACAAGCGAAAAUAUGUCUGCUAACAAAACAGCUCUCAACCAAAUCUAGUGAAUGCUCCGAUUUCCAACUCCAAUUAAGGGAAUCACGCGGGAAAAUCGAAGAGAUGCGGAGAGAGCGUACAGUGUUGACGGAGGAGUUCUCACGAUCAUCCAAAGCUCUGGCCCAGUCUCGUAUUGAUGUCAGUGAAGCCAGAGAUGGUCUAGCAAGAAUAAGGGGACUCUUAGAGGACCAGCAACAGGAGAACACAGAGUUGGUUGCCAGGGUUACUACACAGUCCACUGAGUUGGUGGCCCUGCGAGAUACUGCCACUGAGAUGAGGAGCAAGCUCAACAUGUCAGAACUGCUUCAACAACAGCUAUCUGGGGGUUCCCCUGCUAGUGCCACACCCCCUCAAGCAGAUCUCUCCUCUCGACUUGCGGAACUAGAAGGGGAGACAGAGCGUCUCCAUGGUGAUGUACGACAGCUAAAGUUGGAACGAGACCAGUCAUACUCUGACCUCAGUGCUCUCAGAGAGUCACUAGUGGAACAGCACGAGACACAAGUCAAGAAGAUGGCUGAGGUCAAGGGUCAACUGGUGGAGAAGGAAGUUGCUAUGGAGACGAUGAAGGAGCAGCUAGUAGCUCUACAGGUUGUAAAUGAGUCUGUCAAGAAUCAGGUCGCUACUGAGCAUGCCCAGAGUGUGGACUCUAGCCGGGUUGCCAUGGAGAUGGUACAGGAGGAAAAGGAAAAGCUCCAGGCUCUAGUGAAGGACCUCUCUCAAAGCAAUACGGAGCUAACGAGCUUGAGUCGUGAGCAGGAAGGUCGUAUCACUGAGCUAGAGGUGCAGCUGUCUCGAGGGAGAGAGCAGUCAGUGGACCAGCAGUCACUCCUCACCACCAUAGCACAGGACAGGGAGGCAGUCUCCAGAGCCAUGUCACAGAACAAGGAGCUCAAGGCGCAGAUGGUUGAGCUACAGGACGCAUUUGUUCGGCUGAGUCAGCAGAAUAUGGAAUUGGCCAGUGAUCUAGAAACUGAGCGACUGAGAGUGGCUCAUCUGAAGACACACCCACUAGCAGAGCCAAAGGGAAAACCCCUGAUUACAGAGGGGGAAGAAAGAUCUGAUGAGGUUUUGUUAUUGGAGAAAACUGGCCUGCAAAAUCAGCUUGUCCAGUUACAGACUGAGCAUACAAACCUGACUGACCAGUUCAACCGGCUACAGACGGAUCAUUCAACCCUUUCCAACCAGCUGGUCGAGUUACAAGCUAGCCACACCCACUUAUCUGAGCAGCACGAGACGACUCUACAACAGCUCGUCACUAAAGAGGAGAGAGAAUCAACAGAUUUCUCCGAGCGUGAGUCUACAGACAUUCACAACAUGUCAGCUGAUGAGCUCUCUCACUUGCAACACAACUUCAACGCACUUCAGGCAAAGUUUGUGCAUCUUGUGACAGAGAAGGCCGACCUCCUGGAGAAGCUGCAGGAGAACGAGCACCUCAUAGUGAAUCUAUCGUAUGAGACAGAGACAAUAGGUGAUUACAUCACGUUGUACCAGGCUCAGAGAGAUGCUCUCAAGAGCAAGUUCAGAGAAAAGGAUCGUUGUAUUGAGCAGCUCACUCAAGAGAAGGUGUCCAUGCAAGCUAAGCUACGAGAUCUUCAAGGAUUGGUACGACAUGUCUUAUCUGAUCGUAGUGCCCUGCCGUCCUCGAUACCAGCCCCCACUGUGCGACCACCCCCCACAUCCCCCACAACCUCCACCCCCUCACGCCCACACACACACUCCACACUACCCCUUCAUCUAAGACCUCAACGAUCAUCUGAGGGGCAACUGAACGAUAGAAAAUCAAACAAUCUUGAGACCUUUGAUGAAAGUUGUCGGACAUUGGAAGCUAGUCAUGUGACUGAAGACGUGAGUCACAUGACAUUUGGUGACAGUCAAGUAACUAUUGAUGGUGACAGUCUCGUUUCCACGGCAACAACGGAACAGAUACUGCAUUUGUUGGAUGAACUGGACUCAGACAGAGAACACAGUCUACACAUACCAUGUAGGAUAUGUAUAGGACCUAUUAUCAAUGUUUGAUGUAUCUCUCAGAAUUAGUUAUAAUUAUAUUUCAA